This is a messenger RNA of Necator americanus (New World hookworm), 1539 nucleotides long. RefSeq lists its product as uncharacterized. The record is from RefSeq and is a predicted model, not a curated record. Bases 1 to 1539 code for a protein of 512 amino acids. Gene Ontology annotation, molecular function: excitatory extracellular ligand-gated monoatomic ion channel activity; transmembrane signaling receptor activity; transmitter-gated monoatomic ion channel activity involved in regulation of postsynaptic membrane potential. The transcript is spliced from 14 exons. NCBI's taxonomy places the organism in Eukaryota, Metazoa, Nematoda, Chromadorea, Rhabditida, Ancylostomatidae. Gene Ontology annotation, biological process: chloride transmembrane transport; regulation of membrane potential; nervous system process. Gene Ontology annotation, cellular component: synapse; plasma membrane; neuron projection.
AUGUGCUGUCAGUUUAUUUUCCUCUGCGCAGCUGCCAUAGCUGUAUCCUCACUCACACCGACGAACCCUCUAGAGAACUACUAUUGGAAAUUAUAUUUGCAAAACAGUCAAAUUCUUGAAGAAUUGCGUCAACGAUACAGAGAGGAGAAUACUCUGUUUCCUAAAAGAGGGCUCAAUCCAACUACGCCACCUUCCAGGAUUGCUACCACAAUGGGAAUGAUAGAGAGCUAUAUGGAUGAAGAAGAUGAUGGUGAAGAUAGCCUGUGCACUAGCGAUAAAAUAAUAAUAGAACGUUUGAUUGAUAACUACAAAUCGUUUAAAACACCUUCGGAAACGGGUGUUAUAGUCUGGAUAGAGGUAUGGGUACAAGAAGUGAACUCUGUAAAUGAGAUUACAAGCGAUUUUGAUAUGGAUAUUUACGUAACAGAAUUAUGGAUGGAUCAUGCUUUACGAUACGAUCACAUGAGUCCAUGCAAAUACAAUCUGUCGUUGAAUUCAGAGAUCCUUGAUCAAAUCUGGAAACCAAAUACGGUGUUCAUAAAUAGUAAAGCAGCGCAUAUUCAUAAAUCACCAUUUAAAAAUGUAUUUCUUAUGGUAUACCCAAACGGUACGGUAUGGGUGAACUAUCGAGUACAGGUGAAGGGACCAUGUUCAAUGGAUUUUAGCGCAUUCCCAAUGGAUCGUCAGUCUUGCCAUCUGACACUUGAAUCAUUUAGUUAUAAUAAUCAAGAGGUUGACAUGCAAUGGACGAAUUGGACUGAUGGUUUAUCGCUUCUCAAAAAAGAGAUCGUUCUUCCAGAUUUUGUGCUCACUAAUUACUCAACCUCAAUUGAACGACAGAUCUACCCAGCUGGAGUGUGGAAUGAGUUGACGAUGACGUUUGUGUUCAGCCGACGAUACGGGUGGUAUAUAUUUCAAGCCUAUAUUCCUACAUACCUCACAAUUUUUAUAAGUUGGAUAAGCUUCUGCCUCGGUCCAAAAAUGAUACCAGCAAGGACAAUGCUUGGUGUCAACUCGUUAUUAGCUUUGACAUUUCAAUUUGGUAAUAUUAUGAGAAAUCUACCACGUGUCAGUUAUGUAAAAGCUCUUGAUGUAUGGAUGUUGGUUUGCCUGACGUUUGUGUUUUCUUCACUUCUGGAACUUGCAGUCAUAGGUGCUAUCGGUGCUAAAACAGAGACAAAAGGUGCUUGCCCUCCUCAACGGUCCCGCUCCUCUUCGUGUACAUCACCACGAAUUUGUCGAAAUCAUGUACAAUCGGAUUCACCACAUGGAUUUCGAAGUUAUGGAACUACUGAUCCACGUAUGAGAAAGAAGCUUCUAUUGACAACACCAGGAACAAUUUCACGAACAUCCAGAGACAUCACUCAAACACCGGAAAAGAUGCUAUUACUGGAUGGUUGUGAGGAGAGAUCAUUCGUUCAUCCAACAAGGCGAGAAUGGUCAACGGAUCGUAUUGAUCGGAUAAGUAUGGUCGCAUUUCCUGGAUUAUUCACCUUAUUCAACAUUAUAUACUGGUCGUAUUACCUCAGUUUGGAUUAA